AUGCCUGGAUGGCUAGACAUCCAUGCGCGAUCCACCACAAGAUAUACCACCUUUGAGGCACUCGCCUUGCACGAGUCUAUAUCGCCGGACCGGUGGUGCGUCACGCGUGCAGACCUGAGGCACCUGCGGAAGGAGGUGCGGAGGGCCAUCCAGGCUGGCGAGAUACGGCCGCCAGAUGAUGGCUCUCACGAGUUUCAGAGUUCUGACGAGCUGUACGGGCCCAGCAUCUACACAGUGAACACGCAGCACAUCAUGCCGGUGACAGAGCAAGCGGGCAAGGUGAGCUGGGCUUUGAUGCGACACCCGGAUGGCUUGGACUGCGACCUGUUCAUCAGCCAUGCGUGGCAGGAGGGCGUCUUCGAGUUCCUCUCCAAGGUGCUACACUCUUGGCCAGCAGGUGCGCGACACGCCUGGUGCUGCAUGCUGGCCAACCCGCAAAACUUGGACAUUGGAGCCUUGCUGCAGUCUCCCAGCAGCUCGCCAUUCGCGCUGGCUCUUCAAGCUUCGUCGUGCGUCCUGGUGGUGCCCAACCGCCACUGCAGCAUCUACACGAGGCUUUGGUGCAGCUACGAGGCCUACAUUGCGCAUCAAUCGGGAAAGGUGAUCCUCGUCGCCACUAGCUCGACCAGGAGGAAGCUUGUCUUUGCCUUGCUCCAGAACAUCGCACUAGGACUUCUCGGCACGCUCUUGGCUUACCUUCUGCGAUGCCGGAGGCAUGCCGACGACAGCUCCCAAGCAGAUCACUCGAUCAGCGUCGUCGCACUGUGUCUGGUGAUCAUCAGCCUAACGGCCAGUACAACUCUCCAACACCAGCAGUGCAGAGCGUUCCUGAACCGGAUUGGACCAUUGACGUCGGGAUUUCUGAUGGUUCAUUGGGACAGCGUUCACAGCUUCCCGUGCAUGCCAGGAUUGUCAGACCACACCAGUGUGCUCGAACAGCGAGUGCGUCUUCUCAUGUAUGCCGGCUUUUUCUAUUUGCUGGAGGUCGACCGUGUGAAUGGCCAGUCUAAAGGUGAGGCGGCAGUGCAACUGCAGCGUGGCUUUCAGGGAUCGAUCAAACAUGCAGCAUGCUCGAAGCCUGGCGAUGCGGCACGGAUUCAUUCCGAGAUCGGCGCUCAAACCGAGGCAGUAGACUAUGCCAUCCAGGUGCUGCUGACGGCCGGGAUGUCAACACCCACGCUGAGAAUCGUCGCGCGCGCGGGGGUGGGGAUCCAGGAUGCAGGCCAUGCUGAGAUUGCAGUCCCCUUCAGUGUCUUGGUCUUCUUGACAUUCACUGGAGCUUGGACACUCCUCGAGGGGAGUCUUCACUUGCACCACGCCGACCUACCCCUCUGCCUUCCCUUACUUGGUAGGGUCAGCCUGAUGGUUAUGAUCUAUCGCAGUGCAGCGGACGCACGCUGCUUCAUCAUGAAGAUGAUGACGAAGCUGGUUGCGUUUUACUUUGUGGUCCUCUUUCCCUUCCUCUUGUCGUUGGAAUGGGCGAAGAAGGCUUUUUCCCAGCCAGACAGUGCGGACCUAUCCGACCAAGCAUACGCCUCCAUCGUGCUGCUCCUGGCCAUGUGCACCUUCGCUUGCCUUG
Messenger RNA from Symbiodinium natans, 1579 nucleotides. The record is from the annotation of a GenBank genome assembly. Lineage: Eukaryota; Dinophyceae; Suessiales; Symbiodiniaceae.